GCCAAGCCUGAGGGCCAAGACGUGGCGCAGCGGCCGGGUGGUUUCUCCGGCAGCCUGCGGAUCCACUCACUGCCGGCCAGGUACCAAUGAACCUCCUGCUGCUGCUGCCGCCGCCUCUGCUACUGCUUCUCGCGGCUCUUGUGGCUCCAGCCACUGCCGCCACCAGCUACCGGCCGGACUGGAAUCGCCUUCAAGGCCUGGCCCGGGCCCGGGUGGAGACCUGUGGAGGAUGACAGCUGAAUCGCCUAAAGGAGGUGAAGGCCUUCGUCACCCAGGACAUUCCACUCUACCACAACCUGGUGAUGAAACACCUCCCUGGGGCAGACCCUGAGCUCGUGCUGUUGGAUCGACGCUUCGCGGAGCUAGAGCGCAUCCCACUUAGCGAAAUGACCCGCGAGGAGAUCAACGCGCUGGUGCAGGAGCUCGGCUUCUACCGCAAGUCGUCGCCGGACGCGCAGGUGCCCCCCGAGUACGUGUGGGCGCCGGCUAAGGCCCCCCAGGAGGCUUCGGACCGCGCCGAUCUGUAGUGGAGUCCCGAGCCACGGCGAGCUAGGACCAACCCUGCCUGAGCCCCGGAGACAGAAUGAAGCGCUCAGCAUCCCGGGAGCAGCUCCUUUGCUGAGGGCCGACGCUGGGUCCCCGAGCCGGGCAGGAACGGGGUUGGGGAGCUUCCUCCCGCUUCCCGUCUCUCCGUCUCCCCCCC
Molecule: messenger RNA, 703 nt
Organism: Dipodomys ordii (Ord's kangaroo rat)
Lineage: Eukaryota; Metazoa; Chordata; Mammalia; Rodentia; Heteromyidae
Gene: Selenom
Product: selenoprotein M
Exons: 5
Cellular component (GO): endoplasmic reticulum lumen
Molecular function (GO): oxidoreductase activity
Source: RefSeq, a predicted model, not a curated record